Durusdinium trenchii is the source of this 756-nucleotide messenger RNA. The record is from the annotation of a GenBank genome assembly. NCBI's taxonomy places the organism in Eukaryota, Dinophyceae, Suessiales, Symbiodiniaceae.
AUGGCCAUCGCUGAAGCCCAUUUGGCUGCUCGAUUCAACAAGGAUGGCUUUCCUCUUUUUGACAACUACACCUAUGUCCUUGCGGGCGAUGGCUGCCUUAUGGCUGCUUGGCGAAUGCUUCGUACAUGCGAGUCGAUGAGCGUGGGUUGGCCCUCGUGGGUGGGAGGAGAUGGCCAUUUGCAUGAGUUGAACAGAGCAAGACUGAUUGCGUAUUCGUUUCUGAUCAUGCACGUUCAGUUCAUUUCAAAGGGUGUUGGGAGCGAGGGGCAGGUCGUUGGGGGCCAAACCAAGUGUGCUCAGGAAGGCGUAUGCUCAGAGGCUGCCUCCUUGGCUGGACAUUUGAAGUUGCACAAGCUCAUCGACAACAAGGUCACCAUCGAUGGAGGAACGAACCUGGCCUUCAGCGAAGACACGGCACAAAUCUUCGCUGCCAAGGGCUGGAACGUGCUCCAUAUCCCCAAUGGGGACUCCCACGACCCUGCAGUUUAUGAGAAAGCUGUGAACGAGGCCAAGGCGCAAACAGAAAAGCCCAGCAUCAUCAUCAUGCGCACCACCAUUGGCUGUGGGAGCGGCCCUGCAAUAGAAGGCAAGGCCAAAGCACACGGAGGCAAAUUCUCCAACAUCGAGGUGAGCUUGACAUACGCGGGCAUUUUGGACCCAUUUGCAUUUGUGUCCAUGUGUACAGGUUUGGCCUGGAACAAACGCAAGGCAUUUGGGAUUGGGCCCUGCUCCAUGGGGGUUCAAUCUGGAAAGUGA